Molecule: messenger RNA, 503 nt
Organism: Cynoglossus semilaevis (tongue sole)
Lineage: Eukaryota; Metazoa; Chordata; Actinopteri; Pleuronectiformes; Cynoglossidae
Product: ubiquitin-protein ligase E3A-like
Exons: 2
Biological process (GO): regulation of ubiquitin-dependent protein catabolic process; protein polyubiquitination
Cellular component (GO): cytosol
Molecular function (GO): ubiquitin protein ligase activity
Source: RefSeq, a predicted model, not a curated record
AAUGUGUACUAGAAUUGGCUUGCCAGUGUAUAGCCCCUAAAUACUGGCAAAUACAACUUUUUUUUAUUAAUGGGAGCUCAGUUUAAUAAGUUCAACUGUUUUUCUUUGUGUUAAAGCUGGAGAUGAUCUGCAUGGAGAACCCUUCUGACCUCAAGAAGCAGCUGUUUGUCGAAUUUGAGGGGGAGCAAGGAGUAGAUGAGGGAGGGGUGUCGAAAGAGUUUUUUCUGUUGGUGCUGGAGGAGAUUUUCAAUCUUGAUAUAGGAAUGUUCACCUAUGACAAAGACACAAAGCUCUUCUGGUUUAACUCCUCUUCACUUGAGAACGAAGCACAGUACACUCUUGUAGGCAUUGUCAUGGGACUGGCCAUUUACAACAACUGCAUCCUGGAUGUCCACUUCCCAAUGGUGGUCUACAGGAAACUAAUGGGAAAGAAAGGGACCUUCUUGGACCUGUCCGACUCACAUCCAGUAUAUAUAUAUAUUAUUUUUUUUGUUAAAUCUGUU